Molecule: messenger RNA, 1632 nt
Organism: Cornus florida
Lineage: Eukaryota; Viridiplantae; Streptophyta; Magnoliopsida; Cornales; Cornaceae
Exons: 4
Coding region: 322-1341 (339 amino acids)
Cellular component (GO): catalytic step 2 spliceosome
Molecular function (GO): protein binding; RNA binding
Source: RefSeq, a predicted model, not a curated record
UUUCAGACAACACAAUCUGCUUCGACACUCCGCAGGGCGCAGCCUCCGCUAUCGCCUCAGGUGACAAGCAGGACACUCUUCUUAGGAUAUCGUGAGGUUAUUUGCCUUAAACUUGAAUCAAAUCAUUGCAUAUUGAGUAGACAUCAACGCGUUGUUUCUGCUGGGGCUUUCCUGAAGAACGUUAGGGUUUUUUACAAGCUUUCAAUAAAGGCACCUUCUCUCUCUCAAUCGCUAGCUUUCAAAUUCGCUAGCUUUGAAUUUGAAGGGACAAAACUGAUACAAAUUAGUGUCUUCCCCUUUGUUGAACAUCAAGCAGAAAUCAUGAUGCAGACUGAAAGUGCUCUGUCUGUUGUCGGUCCAAGGCCAAUGGAAAUAUCUACCGUUUCAUAUGGUGGUCCUCAAGCAUCGAAUGGAAAGCAACGGACAUCGAGUUUGGAGUCACCGAUUAUGUUACUAACUGGUCAUCAAAGCUCCGUAUAUACAAUGAAGUUCAAUCCAGCAGGAAACGUCAUUGCAUCUGGGUCUCAUGACAAAGAAAUUUUUCUUUGGGACGUGCAUGGUGAUUGCAAGAACUUUAUGGUUUUAAAGGGGCACAAGAAUGCAGUUUUGGAUCUUCAGUGGACUACUGAUGGGUCACAGAUAAUAUCAGCCAGCCCUGACAAGACUCUGAGGGCAUGGGAUGUUGAAACAGGUAAACAGAUAAAAAAGAUGGCAGAGCACAACUCUUUUGUUAAUUCAUGCUGUCCAUCCCGGAGGGGACCACCUCUUGUUGUCAGUGGAUCUGAUGACGGCACUGCCAAACUUUGGGAUAUGCGGCAAAGGGGAGCCAUCCAGACUUUUCCAGACAAAUAUCAAAUCACAGCAGUCAGUUUCUCCGAUGCAUCAGAUAAGAUAUACACGGGAGGAAUAGACAAUGAAGUUAAGGUAUGGGAUCUGCGUAGAAAUGAGGUUACAAUGACUCUUCAAGGCCAUCAAGACAUGAUAACUGGUAUGCAGUUGAGUCCAGAUGGCUCGUAUCUUCUAACCAAUGCCAGGGACAGCAAACUUUGCAUAUGGGACAUGCGCCCAUACGCCCCCCAAAAUCGUUGUGUGAAGAUUUUAGAAGGGCACCAACACAACUUUGAACAGAACUUGUUGAAAUGCAACUGGUCACCUGAUGGAAGCAAGGUGACGGCUGGUAGUUCAGACAGGAUGGUGUAUAUAUGGGAUACGACUUCUCGGCGCAUUUUGUAUAGGCUACCAGGCCACAAUGGAUCUGUCAAUGAAUGUGUCUUCCAUCCCAGUGAACCCAUUAUCGGAUCAUGCAGUAGCGAUAAACAGAUUUAUCUCGGUGAGAUCUGAAAUACAUUGCUGUUUCAUUAACCUGGCCCUUGAUGGGUGUGCAAGUGACAGUUCUACUUGUUUUUUCCCAUGUAAGCUUGACUGGAGUUGUGCCUUUUCUGUUGUGCUAGAUGAAUUCUGUGACCGACGUAUAUUUUACUCGAAUGUUCUUGCAACAUGGGAAUAUGGUGCUACAUUUAUCAAUAUCUAGGACAAUUGUAGUAUGAACUAUGCAUAUAGGUACGCUCGCUGGUGGUUUCACUUCCAUUAGUGUAUGAAGUCUUUCUUUAAAAAAUCUUCUUGCUGAGCUCA